GUCAGCCAUACAGAAGAAUAUAUUGAACUUACAGUUUUCUGAAGAAUCAGUUCAAAGAUCUCAGAAAUACAAAAGGAGAAGUACAAAUGUCUACCACAAGACGAAAACGUAACAUGUUAUGUUGUUUACCGUAAGCUGUAGUAAAAUGAGCUCACUUGUUGACAGAGAUGAUGGUAGUAUUUUUGAUGGGUUGGUGGAAGAAGAUGACAAGGACAAAGCAAAAAGAGUAUCUAGAAACAAAUCUGAAAAGAAACGUAGAGAUCAGUUUAAUGUUCUCAUUAAAGAACUGGGAUCCAUGCUUCCUGGUAAUGCUAGAAAGAUGGACAAAUCUACUGUUCUACAGAAGAGCAUCGAUUUUUUACGAAAACAUAAAGAAAUCACUGCACAGUCAGACGCUAGUGAAAUUCGACAGGACUGGAAACCUACAUUCCUUAGUAAUGAAGAGUUUACACAAUUAAUGCUAGAGGCUCUUGAUGGUUUUUUUUUAGCAAUCAUGACAGAUGGAAGCAUAAUAUAUGUGUCUGAGAGUGUAACUUCAUUGCUUGAACAUUUACCGUCAGAUCUUGUGGAUCAAAGUAUAUUUAAUUUUAUCCCAGAGGGGGAACAUUCAGAAGUUUAUAAAAUACUCUCUACCCAUCUGCUGGAAAGUGAUUCAUUAACCCCUGAAUAUUUAAAAUCAAAAAAUCAGUUAGAAUUUUGUUGUCAUAUGCUUCGAGGAACAAUAGACCCAAAGGAACCAUCUACUUAUGAAUAUGUGAAAUUUAUAGGAAAUUUCAAAUCUUUAAACAGUGUAUCCACUUCAGCACACAAUGGUUUUGAAGGAACAAUACAACGCACACAUAGGCCUUCUUAUGAAGAUAGAGUUUGUUUUGUAGCUACUGUCAGAUUAGCUACACCUCAGUUCAUCAAGGAAAUGUGCACUGUUGAAGAACCCAAUGAAGAGUUUACAUCUAGACAUAGUUUAGAGUGGAAGUUUCUAUUUCUAGAUCACAGGGCACCACCCAUAAUAGGAUAUUUGCCAUUUGAAGUUCUGGGAACAUCAGGCUAUGAUUACUAUCAUGUGGAUGACCUAGAAAAUUUGGCAAAAUGUCAUGAGCACUUAAUGCAAUACGGAAAAGGCAAAUCUUGUUACUAUAGGUUCCUGACCAAAGGACAGCAGUGGAUUUGGCUUCAAACUCAUUAUUAUAUCACUUACCAUCAGUGGAAUUCAAGGCCAGAGUUUAUUGUUUGUACUCAUACCGUAGUAAGUUAUGCAGAAGUUAGGGCUGAAAGACGACGAGAACUUGGCAUUGAAGAGUCUCUUCCAGAGACAGCUGCUGACAAAAGCCAAGAUUCUGGGUCUGAUAAUCGUAUAAAUACAGUCAGUCUCAAGGAAGCGUUGGAAAGGUUUGAUCACAGCCCAACUCCUUCUGCUUCCUCCCGGAGUUCAAGAAAAUCAUCUCACACAGCGGUCUCGGACCCUUCCUCUACACCAACAAAGAUCCCAACAGAUACUAGCACUCCUCCUAGACAACAUUUACCAGCUCAUGAAAAGAUGGCACAAAGGAGGUCAUCAUUUAGUAGUCAGUCUAUAAAUUCCCAGACUGUUGGUCAGUCAUUAACACAGCCUGUGAUGUCUCAAUCUGCAAAUUUACCAGUUCCGCAAGGCAUGUCCCAGUUUCAGUUCUCAGCUCAGUUAGGAGCCAUGCAGCAUCUCAAAGACCAAUUGGAGCAACGGACUCGAAUGAUAGAGGCAAAUAUUCAUCGGCAACAAGAAGAACUAAGAAAAAUUCAAGAACAGCUUCAAAUGGUCCAUGGUCAAGGACUGCAGAUGUUUUUACAACAGUCAACCCCUGGAUUGAAUUUUGGUUCUGUUCAACUUUCUUCUGGAAAUUCAUCUAAUAUCCAGCAGCUUGCACCUAUAAAUAUGCAAAGCCAGGUUGUUCAAACUAACCAGAUUCAAAGUGGAAUGAAUACUGGACACAUUGGCACAACUCAGCAUAUGAUACAACAGCAGACUUUACAAAGUACAUCAAGUCAGCAGAGUCAACAGAAUGUACUGAGUGGGCACAGUCAACAAACAUCUCUUCCCAGUCAGACACAGAGCACUCUUGCAGCCCCACUGUAUAACACUAUGGUGAUUUCUCAGCCGACGGCCGGAAGCAUGGUCCAGAUUCCAUCUAGUAUGCCACAAAACAGUUCCCAGAGUGCUGCAGUAACUACAUUCACUCAGGACAGACAGAUCAGAUUUUCUCAAGGUCAGCAACUUGUGACCAAAUUAGUAACUGCUCCUGUAGCCUGUGGGGCGGUCAUGGUACCUAGCGCUAUGCUUAUGGGUCAGGUAGUGACUGCCUACCCUACCUUUGCUCCACAACAACCGCAGUCACAGACACUGUCAGUCACGCAGCAGCAGCAGAGUUCCCAGGAACAGCCUCUCCCUUCAGUUCAGCAACCAUCUCAGGCUCAGCUGACUCAACCACCGCAGCAGUUUUUACAGACUUCCAGGUUGCUCCAUGGGAACCCUUCAACUCAGCUUAUCCUCUCUGCUGCAUUUCCUCUACAGCAGAGCACUUUCCCUCAGUCACAUCACCAGCAACACCAGUCGCAGCAACAGCAGCAACUGAGUCGGCACAGGACUGAAAGCUUGACGGAUCCUUCCAAGGUUCAACCACAGUAGCGCACAUGCAUCCUCUCUGCCCUC
This is a messenger RNA of Budorcas taxicolor (takin), 2680 nucleotides long. It is a transcript of the gene CLOCK, whose product is annotated as clock circadian regulator. Gene Ontology annotation, molecular function: E-box binding; DNA-binding transcription factor activity, RNA polymerase II-specific; protein dimerization activity. Gene Ontology annotation, biological process: circadian regulation of gene expression; regulation of transcription by RNA polymerase II. Gene Ontology annotation, cellular component: cytoplasm; CLOCK-BMAL transcription complex; nucleus. The record is from RefSeq and is a predicted model, not a curated record. The transcript has 21 exons. The coding region runs from base 119 to 2656 and encodes 845 amino acids. Lineage: Eukaryota; Metazoa; Chordata; Mammalia; Artiodactyla; Bovidae.